Stylonychia lemnae is the source of this 2187-nucleotide messenger RNA. Lineage: Eukaryota; Ciliophora; Spirotrichea; Sporadotrichida; Oxytrichidae. The record is from the annotation of a GenBank genome assembly.
AUGUGUUCAAGACCCUAAGAGGAUACUGGUUCAAGUGAGAAAAUUGAACCAACUAUUAUUCACACUCGAACGAAAAGAGGUCCAAAGAAUAAGCAAGAGAAACUUUUGAGCGCAAUGAAUUCUCAACUGAAAAUGUUGGAAAACAAAUUGAAGGUUUAAAAUGAUAAAUUAACUGAGUUUAUUGACUAAGCUGUUGGAAAAGCUAGAGAAAAAGCUUAAAUUGAUGCUUGCUAUAAAUCAGGAUCAGCUUUACUAGAGAGGGUGAAGAAAGAAGCUUAAAUAAAAGAAGAGAUCAAAUACUUAAUGGAAGAACUUGAAUAAAAAGUUAGCACAAUCUCUGCAAGCCUAUAUGAUAUUGAUGAGGAAUUCAAGUAGGAGUUCAAAUUAUUUAUGGCUUAUAAGGAUACUGCAGAUUAUAUUGAUGACUUUGAUGACUCUCUAAAUGAACUACAAGAAGAUUGCCCCAAAAUUAGAUAAGGACUUUAAUAAAUUACUGAAAAUGUCAAUCAAGUGGUAUAUUUGGUUUAAGAUGGAAUUAGCGGUAAUAUAAAUUUCUAGAAAUCAUACAUCAACUAUCAUAUGUCGAUCCUUCAAGAUUUUCUCACAAACUAUAAUUAAUUAUCAAAUAUGGUCUCUCAAAUGCUUAGAGAUAUCUAAACGGCAGAAGAAGUAAGACCUAUUGUAAUGUCAAAAAAUUUUAAAGACCCAAACUAUGUUAAGGAGUAGCAUCUUUUUGUGGAAGGUAUUCAAAGUCUUAGAGCAGGGUGCAAAAGAGUUUUUAAAAAGCUAAAGAAAAGGUCAAUAAAGACUAUCGAGAGAUAUAAAGAGAUGCAUUUUGAAGAAAUGUAAAAAGAUAUUGACAAGAGAUUUAAUGAUACGUUUUAUUAGGUAAAGGAUUUCGAGAAAAAUGAUAACUAGUAAAAUAAAAUGGAUCAGCAGCAAUACUCUGAUUCAUAUGAUGAAUUCUCAUAGAGGUUAAAAAUUCUUGGUAAAAAACUACUUAUAACAAAGGAGGAUUUAGUUAAAUUUAGAUAAAAUGAAAAGGAAAAUGGUUAUAAUAUCGCGGCAACAGCUGAUCUUGUACAUAAAUAAAGAAGUGUUGCUGCUGAAUGUCUUAGGCUAAAGAGAGAUGUAUUCUAGGCUUAAAUGAAUAUAUCUGCCGCAAAAGUAGACAGAUAACUUAAAAGGCUAGGACCAAUCGUUGAGAAACUAACGACUAAUAAAUAGUAUAUGUCAGCAGAAGAUUUAGAAACUUAUUCCAAUCUUAGAAAAGAAUUAGGCAGACUAAAGGGUAUAUAUGCUUCCAUUUUAAAUCUAGUCAACAAAAAUAAGUUUGAUCCUGAAGAUGAUAUGCUUGAAUUUGAAAGAUCUAUUACUAAAUUCAAAAAUUUUGCAAUUGAGCUUGAACAUUUACCUCUUGAAGCAAAAAUGAUAACUAUCAAAAUUGAUAAGGUACCAAUUCCAGUACCUCCUCCUCCAAAAAUUAUAAAAGUAAUUAAGAAAUUUGAAGAUGAAGUUGAUCGAAUGCUCUUUGAGUACUUGGAACUGAAAAAAAGUGAUAUUCUAAUAAGAAAGAUUUCACCAAACAACUAUAUUUUUGGCACCAAGAGAAUUUAUGCCAAAAUUAGUAAUGGAUAAUGUCUUAUCAGAGUUGGAGGAGGUUUUGCUGAUGUUGCAAGAUUUUAUGAAUAGUAUUCUGAGCUUGAACUGGUUAAAUAAUAGAGAGCUAAUAUUGAGGAGCUAUUACCAGAUCCAAAGAAAGGCUAAUACAGAGUCAUAAGAGCAGGCAUAUUGAACUCUCCAGAAAAACAAGAAUCUAAAGUUAUUCUUGAUAAAUCAUCAACUUCAUCUAAAAACGUUGAUGUGCCAAGGUAAUCAUCAUAGCCUCCACUAUCUGGAAGCUCUGGAUUAUUAGACUUAAAGCAUAAUGGUAACAAUGUGGAUAUAGAUUUGGAUGAUAUAACUUAUCUUGAAUCUAAUGAUGAUGCUCCUAACAAUUAUGUUGAGUUCUAGCCUGUUGAAUAUGAAAUUGAUCUUUUAGAUGACGAUGAUAAUGAUUAACCUACUAAUAAUAAUGUUCGUGAACAUAGAGGAAGCGGAAUGAAGACUUUAAAGGAUAAUCAUAAUACUUUUAGUGAUCAACUCACUUAAUCUACAAGAUAGAACAGUGAGGUAAGGAAAAAAUGA